AUGGAGAAUUUGCAUCACCGAAAGAUCGUACCUUCUCCUCUAUGCCCCCUCUGCAAGCAGGAAGCAAAAAUGCCCGAGCACACACUUCUUCUAUGCCCAUGGACUGCCAAGGUAUGGAACUCAUCUCCCCUGAAUAUUCGAAUCUCCAGGUUUGGCCUCACCCGGUUCGAAGAAUGGAUCUGCAGAAUCAAACAGAACCCAGUUACUUCGGGCAAAUUUAAUAACAUUGCGGCGGUGCUUUGGAGCGUUUGGAAGGAGAGAAAUCAGUUUAUUUUCAGCCAUCAAAACCCGAGGCCGCACUCAACAAUCGCCAGAGCAGAGGCGAUCACAGCAAGUUACAGAGCUAUAAACGGUCAAUCCAAAAGCGAGAAGGAAACAGAACACUUAUUUGAAAUCUGGAAUCCACCUCCUCCAGGCAAGAUCCGAAUCAACGUAGACGCCUCCUUUGAUCCCGAUCUGGCAAUCGACAUAACUCCCACUGAUGGAACAAAUCCUCCUCGCAACAGAGCAGACGCCUCCUUUGAUCCCGAUCUGGCUAAUGAAACAACACCCACGGAUGGAAAAUAUGGAAGAAAUCCUCCUCGACACAGAGCAGCCAUCGCCUGUGUUUGUCGUGAUCACCGCGGCAUCGUGGUGGAUGGCUCCGCGAAGCAAGUUCCUGCGGCUUCGGCCUCUCAAGUGGAGGCGAUCGCAAUGGACGAAACCCUAAAGUUCAUCGAAAGCCGACACUUUCUCUCUCCCCAAGUACACUCUGACUGUUUAACUCUAGUGCACGCGUUGAAGUCUUCGACCGAACUCAACUGGGAACUGCAACCGAUUGUGAGCCGGGCCCAAGCCAAACUCGCCCAACUUCCGGGCCUUUCCCUGGCUCACUGCCAUCGUAGCUCAAAUCGCCCCACGGAUUGGAUAGCCAAGGCUUGCCGGAACAACUCCUUACCCCCGAACUGGUUAUCAAAUCCCCCCUGCUUUAUUUGA
Messenger RNA from Eucalyptus grandis, 975 nucleotides. RefSeq lists its product as uncharacterized. NCBI's taxonomy places the organism in Eukaryota, Viridiplantae, Streptophyta, Magnoliopsida, Myrtales, Myrtaceae. The transcript has a single exon. The record is from RefSeq and is a predicted model, not a curated record. The coding region runs from base 1 to 975 and encodes 324 amino acids. Gene Ontology annotation, molecular function: RNA-DNA hybrid ribonuclease activity; nucleic acid binding.